This is a messenger RNA of Trypanosoma theileri, 1380 nucleotides long. RefSeq names its product MFS transporter, PPP family, 3-phenylpropionic acid transporter. The record is from RefSeq and is a predicted model, not a curated record. NCBI's taxonomy places the organism in Eukaryota, Euglenozoa, Kinetoplastea, Trypanosomatida, Trypanosomatidae. Gene Ontology annotation, cellular component: membrane. The transcript has a single exon. The coding region runs from base 1 to 1380 and encodes 459 amino acids.
AUGAAUAAAGAAGAUGUGUUGACCUCUACAAUGCCCUCAAAAGAGAAUGUACCGUUGGAUCAAUCUAAAGAUACUGUCCAAGAGGAAAUUCAAACCAUUCAUGUCCCUACAGCCCCAUCGAAGGCAGAAAUACGAUCCGCAAAAUUUGGUUAUUUUGGUUAUUUCUUUGGUACUGGUGCUAUCUUUGCCUAUUUUGGAGUUAUCUUCACUUCCGUAGGAUUAAGUUCACGACAUAUUGGACUUUUAGUAGCCUCUAUUCCACUCUUUAGUGUAUUUCUACUUCCUGUAGUAACCUAUCUUGUGGAUCGUUUUCGUUGUUUACGAUCUUUUCUUGUUGUGUGUGCUAUUGGGACAACAUUAUCCUCUGUUAUCUUUUUAUCUACCCCUACAUAUCCUAUUCUCCUUACAGCCUUUAUUGCACUUGUGGCUUUCCAGGCACCAUUAAAUCCUCUAUUUGAUCAACAUGUUCUUUCUAUGUUGCCAAAGGAAACACGAUUAGAUUCAUGGGGAGCAUUACGUUCACUUGGGGCAUAUGGAUGGGGAAUUGGAAAUCCUUUUGCGGCGUGGAUUGUAGAAUGGAAAGGGAGUUGGAGUAUUGCUUCUAUACAAUAUGCAUUUGGACAAUUAGCACUUCUUUACUGUAUAUUUACUACAAAACCUUAUGAAAAAUUAGAAAGAACUCCUAUGCGAUUUCAUGAAGUUUUUCAAUUUGUUCUUGGUCAUCAUCGGCUUCUUUUAUUCCUUUUAGCUUCAUGUCUUAUGGGAAUGGGAUAUUCUUUUAUUAAUACAUUCCUUUUUAUUUUUCUUGAAAGUCUUGGUGGAUCUAAGUUAUUAAUGGGACUUUCACUUACUUUAACAGUAAGUACAGAGAUUCCUAUUUUUAAAUGCUCAAAAGUACUUGGUCGAUGGUUUACAGAUCGUCAAAUGCUUUCUAUUUCAAUGUUUAUUUGGUCUGGAAGAGUACUUGGAUACUCAUUUCUUAAAAAUCCAUGGAUGGUGUUAUUUCUUGAACCUCUUCAUGGUGUUACGUUUGCCCUUAUGUGGUUACCAGGCGUUCACACUGUUAAUAAUACGUUUCCUUCACAUCUUUCCAACUCCGCUACAGGUUUUCACUAUAUGUUUGUGGCUGGUAUUGGACCUAUUAUAGGGAAUAUAAUUGCCGGUAAUCUUUAUCAAAUGUUAGGACCAAGAAUGUUAUUUCGUACGGCUUCUAUUGGAAUGAUGUGUGGUCUUGUACUGUUUCAAGUGAUUGAUCGUAUUUUAGAGCGAAGAGAAGUUGUGGUGACUGCUGUAGAAGGUUUAACAGACACGAAAGCAGAAAUGAAGGUGGAGUGUGCUCGUUGUGAAGUACCGGAGGAAACCCUGGAAUUUACAAUGUAG